Molecule: messenger RNA, 1394 nt
Organism: Calypte anna (Anna's hummingbird)
Lineage: Eukaryota; Metazoa; Chordata; Aves; Apodiformes; Trochilidae
Gene: CPB2
Product: carboxypeptidase B2
Exons: 11
Coding region: 39-1313 (424 amino acids)
Biological process (GO): fibrinolysis; proteolysis
Molecular function (GO): metallocarboxypeptidase activity; zinc ion binding
Source: RefSeq, a predicted model, not a curated record
CUGGCUUUCCAAUUGCAUUUGGUUUCAUUGUGGAUGCCAUGAAGAUGAAGUUUUACCUGCUCUUUUUUACCCUAUUUAUCUGGAUUCAAGAGAAGCAUGUCUUCAGUCUUCCAAGGGAUGAAGUUUUGUGGGCUCUCCCACAAACAGACAUGCAAGUUGAAGCCCUUCAGGAUUUACUGAACACCACUGAGGUCAUUCUCUGGCAACCUGUUGUGGUUGAAAACAUCAAGAAGGACAGAGAAGUCCAUUUCUAUGUUAGGGCAUCCAGCAUAAAUAGCAUAAAAGCUCAGUUAAGGCAACUGACCAUCCAACACAAAGUCUCAAUGGAAAAUGUUGAAGCACUUAUUGAAAAACAGACUAUCAAUGACACAGUCAACCCACGCAGAUCUUCAUCAUAUUAUGAAAACUACCACUCAAUGAAAGAAAUAUAUCAUUGGAUGGAAGAAAUAGUGAAAGUGCAUUCUGACCUUCUCCAGAAAAUAUAUAUUGGAUCAUCAUAUGAAAAGAGACCACUUUAUGUUCUAAAGCUUUCUAAAAGCCAGGAAAAAUCCAAAAGGGCCAUCUGGAUUGACUGUGGUAUCCAUGCUAGAGAAUGGAUUUCUCCUGCUUUUUGCUUGUGGUUCAUAGGCCAUGCAAUCCAUGUGCGUGAGAGAGACCAAACCAUGACAACACUUCUGGAGCACUUUGAUUUCUAUGUCAUGCCUGUGAUGAAUGUGGAUGGCUACGUGUACACGUGGAGCCAUCCCUCUAACCGGCUGUGGAGAAAGAGCCGCUCCUCCCACAGUAACAGCAAAUGCAUUGGUACAGACAUGAACAGGAAUUUUGAUGCCCACUGGUGUGGGGAAGGAGCAUCUCCCUACGAAUGUCAUGAGAUAUACUGUGGACCCUACCCAGAGUCUGAACCUGAAGUGAAAGCAGUGGCUCGCUUUAUCAGAGAUCACAAAGACAUCAUUAAAGCAUACAUAACCAUGCACUCUUAUUCCCAGAUGGUCUUGUUUCCAUAUUCUUACACUACAAACAAAAGCAAAGACCAUGAUGAGCUGGAAAGUCUGGCAAAGAAAGCAGCUAUAGCUAUAAAGAGGACAACAAGGAAAACUUACAUCCUUGGUGCUGGUGCACAAACAAUUUAUUUAGCUCCUGGAGGGUCAGAUGACUGGGCUUAUGACCUUGGCAUUAAAUACUCCUUUACCAUUGAGCUUCGGGACACAGGAACUUAUGGGUUUUUGCUUCCUCCUCAGCAAAUCAAACCAACUUGCUUAGAAGCACUUUCUGCUGUCAAAGAGAUAGCUCAGCAUGUUCUUCAAAAUAUGUGAUGCUGAAUUUAUGUCAUUAUGAAUGGAUUCAGUUGGCUUUAAUAAUAACAAUUAUAACAACAACAAUAAUAAUACCUUGCU